AUGGCAGUAUUCCAGAAACUACUUCAAAAUCCAAGUAUCUUCACUGAUAGCCCGCUUCAAAUUAUUGCGGGCGAGAACAAGCGCAUCUACUAUGUUCAUCCCACGAUACUAGCAUGCAACUCAUCAGCGUUAAAUGCCCGAAUAAACGGGCCGUGGAGGGAACAUGGAAACAGCGAACCGAUCGACUGGUCGGAUUUUGAUGAGCCGACAGUAGAAUGCGUCUUGAGCUAUCUCUAUACUUCAGACUAUUAUGUUCCAGGUGCAGUUUACGAUGAACAGGAGAAGUACCGAGAGACGGGAAAUGGUAAUGUCUAUCAGAUACAACUGAAAACCGCGAACAUCAUUAGACCAGAUCCUGAUCUCAUCGCAGAUAUCGAUUUGGAUGGAAACUUCGACGUUUCUGACGUUGAAGCACCAGUUCCAGACACCGAACUUCACAAUGAAUGGGAACCUGACCGACCUCUACCACCUUUGAGUCGAUACAGCAGAUUUGGUUUACCAGCCUUGACCUUUCAAACUGCUGCAGGUGGCUUCAGCAAAACAACAGAGAAUCGUCCCGAAGCUCUCGGCCAUGCGAUCCUGAUCCACUCCAAGGUUUAUUGUUUUGCUCACCGAUUUUGCUUUACCGCACUCGAGGGAUUUGCAAUACAACGCCUUACACAAGUUUUACUGGCAUGCAAUGAUCUUCUCAGCGAACUAUUUCCACAUCUUGCAGAUUCGAUUCGGUUGAUAUACGGCUCGACACCGACUGCCGUACCUCCAGAGAAUCCAGCUCGAAGACUAUUAUCCCGCUUUGUCGCAUUGAGAUAUAGCGCGCUCUCAGUCGAAAACUUGGAGACAGUUAUAGCAGAAGGAGGUGACUUCAUGAUUGAUUUGUCACAUCAAUUGUGUAGACGACUUGCAUCAAGUGGUACAGACACUCAAAUAAUGGAGGAACAGAUUGACGAGCUUCAAGCGAGGUUGGAAGUCCUAGAGUCUGAAGCUCAAAGGAAAGAAAUCCAGCUCGAGCGUUAUAAGGAAGAGAUAGAGCAAUGGGAGAGCUGGAACCGAGGACUUUCUGGGAAAUACAGCAAAGCGAAAAGGAAAGUCAAACAGGCCGUCAUUGAUCCUAACGAGACUAGUCUCUGA
Molecule: messenger RNA, 1128 nt
Organism: Aspergillus homomorphus CBS 101889
Lineage: Eukaryota; Fungi; Ascomycota; Eurotiomycetes; Eurotiales; Aspergillaceae
Exons: 2
Coding region: 1-1128 (375 amino acids)
Molecular function (GO): protein binding
Source: RefSeq, a predicted model, not a curated record